Molecule: messenger RNA, 1263 nt
Organism: Mytilus californianus (California mussel)
Lineage: Eukaryota; Metazoa; Mollusca; Bivalvia; Mytilida; Mytilidae
Exons: 4
Coding region: 142-1113 (323 amino acids)
Source: RefSeq, a predicted model, not a curated record
UUGAUUUUAAAAUGGAUAUUGGACUGUAGUGUACUUGUACUAAAUAUAGAUAUUAUUACUACAUACUUUGAAUUACCAAUUGUUGUGAAAUUUACCUUCUGUAAAUAUAAACAAAUAACAUGUACAGUAGGGAUUGAUUAUAUGAGAUAUUAUUUCAAAAUGAACAGAGACAAAAUUCUAGAGAAUUUAAAGACUAAUGGCUAUGUGGUAAUUCCAAAUGUUUUAACAGAAGAGGAAUGUGAUGAACAUGCUGGUAGUUAUAAAAGAUGGUAUUCCAUUUUAAAGGACAAUACAGCAAAAAUGAAACAGCGAAGGUCCGUCAUACAGUCAUACAGAGUCGGUCAUUUUAACACAACAUGGAAAAUAAGACUCCAGGUCAAACCUGUUUUUGAAAUGAUAUGGGGAACAAAGAAACUUCUGACAAGCGUAGAUGGAAUUGCAAUUUCGAUGCCUUCAGAAACAGGUGAAGCUGAUUUCCGCUCAAAUAGUGAUUGUUGGAUGCAUUUGGACCAAGGUGCAAAACGCAGGGGUCUCCAUGCAUACCAAGGAGCUGUUUACCUGGAAGAAUCAACCGACAAAGACUAUUGUUUCCGGGUAAUGGAUGGAUCACAUGAUUUCCAUUCAGAAUUCUUCAGAGCUUUCCCUUAUGCCUGCGAAAAAUCAAAGCGUUGUGAAUUUUACAAGUUCAAUGAGGAAGAAAGAACAUGGUAUGAAAACAAUGGUUGUCAGUUGAUGUGCGUUCCUGUUCCAAAGGGUGGAAUCGUUUUAUGGGAUUCUAGGACUGCGCAUGAUAAUAUAGCUCCACUCAGUGGACGACCAGAUACGGACAGAUGGCGCUGUGUCUGUUUUGUAAGCAUGACACCUGCAUUAUGGGCAGGAAAAGACGAUAUCGAAUUUAAAAACAAGGCAUACGCUGAUAUUGCCAUGACAACUCAUUGGUCAUCUCAAGGUCAAAAGCGUCACAAAUCAGAAGAAAAAUGCGAUGAUGUACUAUCAAUCAAAAAACUUCCUGCAACCUCACGAACGAAGGAGGCCAAAUUACUAGUGGGCGUCGAUAGUUACGAUUUUAAUGAUGGCGAACCAAAUGGUCCACCAGCCCCUUACUGGAUGUAACAUAUCUCAGCUUAGAUAUAUUUGUGAUUGAUUCGAAAAACUAGAAUACUCGUUUUAAUAUGUUACAUACAUUGACCUUUUAGGUCUUUUAUAAUUAACUGGUGGUGACAGGUUCGAUACAGUAAUAAAUAAAACAGGUCGCCAAAAGUU